AUGCGCCUUUUACGAUUUAUCGCCGCUGCCGGGUUAGCCAUUCGAGUAGCAGGACAUACUCAAGAUGAUCUGGACAGCUUUGAGGAGGCCCAGGCCCAGGCACAUAGCCGCUGGGACUACACGUUUGGGUACUCCGGCAUUUCGACCUUUGGUCAUCUCAAGCAUCGGAACUGUCUUCUGGAGCCGGAUCUGCACUAUGAUAUCGGCAUUAUAGGCGUGCCAUUCGACACCGCAGUCUCGUAUCGCCCUGGAGCGCGUUUCGGCCCUCGCGCAAUCCGCGCAGCCUCGAACCGUCAUCUCCCCAGUCGCAGCUUCAGUCCCUACGCUGGCAUCAAUCCAUAUCAGUCAUGGGCGACGAUCUACGACUGCGGCGACGUGCCGACAACCCCGUUCGACAACAAGCUAGCACUGCGCCAAAUGACCUCUUCCUUGCGCGAGUUGAGCGCUCGGCCCUGGGCUGCCGACUCUGAGACGCCGCGCAAGCUUCUCAUCCUCGGCGGCGACCACUCAGUGUCGCUGCCCGCGCUGCGAGCGCUGUCGCAAGCGCACGGGCAGCCGCUAGCCGUGGUGCACUUCGACGCGCACCUGGAUACCCUGCACCCCAGCAGCUACCCCAGCGUGUGGACAUCGGAGCAGAGCGAGUUCACGCACGGCACCAUGCUCUGGCAAGCAUGGAACGAGGGACUCGUGCGGAAUGACUCGUCGGUGCACGCGGGUCUGCGCACGCGGCUGUCCGGCACCGGAUGGGACGACUACGCGCUCGAUGACACUCAAGGAUUCACGCGUCUGACGACCGAAGAUAUUGACGAGGUCGGACCACGGGGUAUCGUCGAUGCCAUCGUGAAACGCGUGGGGCGUGACGCCCCCGUCUACUUGUCCAUUGAUAUCGACGUGCUGGAUCCGAGCACGGCACCAGGAACAGGCGCGCCGGAGCCCGGCGGCUGGACCAUGCGUGAGAUGAACCACAUCCUGCGCGGACUGGGGCAGCUGAAUAUCGUCGGCGCGGAUAUCCUUGAGGUCGCGCCGCCGUUUGACGAUCGGUCCGAGACGACUUCAUUUGCGGCGGCGCAGAUCGCUUACGAGAUCAUGACGCUGUGGGUGAAGCGAGGGUUGCAGGAUAGGGGUCAGGGACGUCCUUCGGUGCACAGAGAUGAGUUGUAG
Molecule: messenger RNA, 1161 nt
Organism: Aspergillus affinis
Lineage: Eukaryota; Fungi; Ascomycota; Eurotiomycetes; Eurotiales; Aspergillaceae
Product: agmatinase
Exons: 3
Coding region: 1-1161 (386 amino acids)
Molecular function (GO): metal ion binding; agmatinase activity
Source: RefSeq, a predicted model, not a curated record